AUGUCCGCUAUUCACCUCGCUCAUAUCAGUCAACUAACUGAGCGACUGAACAAAAUAAUCAAUGACGUGAACCCAAUCGACUGGUAUUCAGAAGCAGCAACCGCAGAUCUCAACGCUUAUCUGGAAUCAAUUCAACAACAAUACGAACUUUCCAAAACAAAAAUCCAGCGUCAUAUCACCGAGAUAUCGCAAUAUGCAGACGAGUGGCAACAAUCACUCAAAAGCUCAAGGACAACCCAAGCCGAACUCACCGCGUACAACGAAGCUGUCAAGGAUCCCCAAGGUUUCUUUUCCGCAAUAUCUACAGCAAAAGAUAUCAUUGACGAAAUCAACGCGAAUUUCAAAAUUAUCGACACUAAGUUACGUUCCACUUCAACCGCCUACUCCCCAUCAAUCACCCAAACAACCCUCAACACCUCGAAUCGCAACGACAUUUCCAACCCUUAA
Anisakis simplex (herring worm) is the source of this 447-nucleotide messenger RNA. The record is from the annotation of a GenBank genome assembly. Lineage: Eukaryota; Metazoa; Nematoda; Chromadorea; Rhabditida; Anisakidae.